CCCCCCUUUAGAAGGGUCUGAUAUUUGUCACUGCUUAUCCAACGGAGAAGCACAUUUAAACACAACCAGCAGAAGAAGAGUCCUGACCCUGGUGUUUGGAAAUGCUCACACAUCGAAACUUAAGCAGUCUGUGGCUGCUGCUACUUCUCCAUGUGUCUGGAAGGGCUAGCUCUUUUAAGAUGUUUCUUUUAACCCCUGAGAACAACAAGGUGAAGGAUGGCGAUGUGCGGCUGACUGGCUCAGAGAGCGCCUCAGAGGGCCGUGUGGAGGUCUUCUAUGAUGGGAGAUGGGGAACAGUGUGUGAUGAUCGCUGGGACAUAGCUGAGGCCCAGGUGGUGUGUCGUCAGCUCAAAUUCCCCGGGGCCAAAUCUGUGGUUAUUGGGAAGGACUAUGGACAAGCACCUGGACCUAUUUGGAUGGAUGACCUUAGCUGCGGAGGCGCAGAAGACGCUCUGUCAUCAUGCUCUUUUGGUGGCUGGGGACAAACUGACUGCUCUCACAAGGAGGACGUUGGAGUUAUUUGUGAAACAGGUGACACAAAUACAACUGGCGAUGAUUCUACGCACCCGCUUGACCACAGCAUGAGUUUGUCUGAUGAGCUCGGCCAAAUGUUUGACAGUGGGAAGGGCUGUGAUUUCCUGGUGGUGGUCCAGAGUGCCACUGGAAACAGAAAUGAGGAUGGGACCCUGGAGAUAAGUGAGACACAAAUUUGUACACACAGAAUGAUCCUCUCACAGUUUCCUCCCUUCAAUGCUUCAGAUGAGGCCGCAAAUGUCACAGUGAGGAUCAGCCGACCCUGCCAGCCAUAUUUCACCUCCUUCAUCAGGUACGUUUACACUCGCAAGAUCAGUGUGACCUUCAGCUCGGCUCAGUGCAUCCACUGGUGGGCGUCUGAGUUUGGGAUGAAGCAGCUGAAGGAGGACGCAGGCCGAGUCUUCACUAAGAUCCUCCCAGAAGACGCCUCAUUUCAGACCCAGCUGUCCCUGUACAAAUACGCAGAGGAGACUGGAGACCUGGUGCUCCAAGAGAACUGUAUCCAGUAUCUGGCCUGGAACUAUGAAAAUCUGACCACAUCCCCUGCUUGGACCACCCUCCCUAGUAAGCUUCUCAGAGCCAUUCUGUCUCGCUCAGACGUGGUGGUUGAAGACGAGUAUGUCCUUCUUCAGACUGUCGAGAGCUGGAUCAACGAGAAGGGCAACUCAACCAGUCUGGAAACCAAGGUUGACCUCUUGAGCCACAUUCGAUUUCCAAUGAUCCCAGCUGACAAACUCUAUGAUCUGGAGGUCAACUCCUCCCUCUACAGCACCUUUAAAGACCUGUAUCAUGAAAACAUGUUGAAAGCGUUCCAGUUUAAUGUUUUCAGUCUGAGCAAACUUAGGUCCAACCCAAACUUUAACCAAGACGCAGAUGAUUACAAACCCAGAAUCUACACCUCUCCAACAUGGAGCGCCGCUUUCACUCCCUCAAAUCCAACUCAGUACAGAGAGAGGCAGCGUUAUGGCUAUAGCUAUGGGGACCCUUACUUUUCUUCAUCCUUCACCACACCUAUCCACCAAAAUCUGAUUUUCAAGGACUUCAGGAUUACCUGGUAUGCGCAUGUCCUCAUGAGUCAAUCUGAGUGUUCAAACAGAGGUGUGAGGUGUGCAUCAUUUCCUGCGGCGCGGCUGGUAAACGACAACAACCACUACUUCCAGCAGUACAAAAUCCUCUCCCGUAACCGACUCCUGCUAAUGUGCCAGGGCAAGUACAUCUGUCAGGUUCAAGACUUCAAAGACAAUGUGGCUUAUAUCAGGAAUGGGACCGAGAAUGCUUAUCCCUGUCCCGAUGACCAAUACACAUACCGCUUUGUAGUGAGACCAGAGUACAUCUGAUCCAUUACCAGAGCUGGCAUGAAUCACACCUAAUCAAUUUAUGUGCUUAUUAUCCAAUAGAUCACAAUCGGUACAUUUACAUGCAGGUAGAGAAGGCGAGUUAUUAUGUAUUCUGGCAGAAAACACCAAGAUAAUGUAGUUUAAAGUAAAUCAUGCUGUUGUCAGAUGAGGGAAGAUGCUAUCUAGCAGUAUGAAUAGGAAAAUAUUAGGGAUGUCAUUACCUGCAGCGUCAUUCCGUCAGCAGGUAUGAUAUGAGCCUGAUAUACUCUGUAGAGCAUGGCUAACAGUAGCAAUUAGCUCUGCCAGCUUUUGGUCCCCUUUGAAGAUAUGUGGCCUCUUUGCACAUCGGUUGAGUAGUUAUACAAGAAUUCAAACCACGUCAGCGUACAUACCACUUUAUUUUCAUUUACAACUUAAAAAUGGUAAUACUGUGCUGUUCCUACAACACACUAACUGCUAAACUUCUCGUGUUUAUGCCCAGUAAGGGACAGGAAGGCAGCAGCCAUUAUGCAAAGCUACAGCGGCCUCUAGUGGCGGGAGGUUCAUUACAUUUUUAAAGAGCAUUAGACCGGGAUUUCAAGCCCCUGCAUAUAAAAAAUGAUGAGCAAUUAGUUCAGUUGUACUGCGCCGGCUAAUUUGAUCAACAAAUGUAAGCAUUUAACUGCACACAUCCCUUGCAAUUAUACUCCAAAGUUGAGGAUUCUGCUCGCUGCGCUGUGGGGGUUGUCUGGCGUCUUACAACCAAAAUGUCAAACAUGCCAGACAUCCAUCCGGCCCGACAGGAGCAUCUGGUCUGGCCGUAGUCCGGUCAUGGUUGGCUGUUGUAUCCCUCUGUACACAGCACAAUACACAACUUCCAAGUGAGUCGUGGGACUCAAAAUCUGUGGCUGAACUGGAUUCACAGUGUAUGCUCGGCUUAAGAGAGGUGACCCAGAACCUGAUAGUCGCUCUGACUGAGCUCCAGAGAUCCUGUGUGGAGAUGAGACAAAGUUCCAUCCCUGCAGCCCUCCACUGAUCUAGGCUAUAUGGCAGAGUGGCUAGACAGAAGCCUACCUCGCUGCAAAAUGCAUGAAAGCUUGCUCGGAGUUUACAGAAAUCUCUGUGUGCUUUGCACUGAGGUGAGACUUCUGUCUAGGCCCUCUGACAUAAAGGACAACCGUCCAAUAAAAUAUCUUCAUUGAGCCACAACAAUAGCUCGACUAAACUGUGCAUGUAAACAUACCGACUAAUUCUACAACUUUGAUUUUUUAAUGAAGAUCUUCUCUGAAAAAUCGCAACAUUAGGAACUACAGAUGCUCUUUUUGUAGAAUUCCUUAGAUUUACUUUUUUAAUAUUACUGAUAAAAAAAAUCAGAUUAAUAAUUACUUCCAGCUACAGACUUACCGUUUUAAAGGGGCAUUUAUAAUUUUAAUGAAUUUCAAAACUCACUUCAUGGUUGCAUUUGCCCUAUAUUAGCCAUUUGCAGUAGGAAUCAGUUUUAAACAGAAUUAUCUCACUUUAAUGAUUCAACAUGUGUGUGGACAUAAAGAUCAUUUUUAGAUGUUUCACCUCCUUUACUUUAGUUCUCACCAUUGGUGAUUUUAGACCUUUUUUAGGAGUGCUGGAGCAUCCCUAAAUCUAAUCUCAGCACCCUCAAAUUAGGUGAAGGUGCUCUACCUGAUCUUUUAAAAUUUUACAGAGAUUUUGCAGAUAUCUUAAUUUUACAAUUUAGCAAGCAAAACACCAAAUUCUGGUUGAUUAUCAUGUUUACAUGCCAUGUUUCUGCUUUUACAAAUAAUAAAGAUGCUUUCAAGAA
This is a messenger RNA of Cheilinus undulatus (humphead wrasse), 3666 nucleotides long. Its product is annotated as galectin-3-binding protein A-like. Lineage: Eukaryota; Metazoa; Chordata; Actinopteri; Labriformes; Labridae. The coding region runs from base 102 to 1871 and encodes 589 amino acids. The transcript is spliced from 6 exons. The record is from RefSeq and is a predicted model, not a curated record. Gene Ontology annotation, cellular component: membrane.